Calliphora vicina (urban bluebottle blowfly) is the source of this 4137-nucleotide messenger RNA. RefSeq lists its product as uncharacterized. The record is from RefSeq and is a predicted model, not a curated record. NCBI's taxonomy places the organism in Eukaryota, Metazoa, Arthropoda, Insecta, Diptera, Calliphoridae. Bases 1 to 4137 code for a protein of 1378 amino acids. The transcript has a single exon.
AUGGGUAGUCAACCUCAUUCGAAAUUUGUCAUCGAAACAGAUAACUUGUUUGAUGAAUGCGAAAACUUCGCGAAAUUAAAUGUUGAGGAUUUGACAGAAUCCUUAGUAGAAGCGAAACUGGAAUCCUUAGAAGAGGAUUGGAAAACCAUCCGAAUUUCCUAUGAGACAAUUUAUAGUACUUUAGAUUCUGUAAUAUCUCAGGAAUUUAAGGAAUUGGCACGAACUAGAUUCAGGGAAUGUAAAGAAAAGUAUCAGUGGACGAAGGCAAAUAUGAACGACCUUCUGAAGGCCGCAAAGGGUUCAGUAAAUACACAGAACGGUCCACAGCAUUCUUCUGUUUUGGGUAACUCCACAUUCUUUCCAACAAAUACUACAUUUGACCUGUCUGAAAUUGGUGUCCGAGUACCGGCUUGUGACAUGAAGGUUUUUAAUGGUAGUUAUGAGGAAUGGCCAUCCUUUAGGGAUAUGUUUUCAGUACUUUAUCAUACUAAUCCAAGAGUCUCCAAGGUUGAAAAGUUUUUCCAUUUACUUAAUAAAACUUCUGGAGAUGCCUUAGCAAUAAUACAAAAAUAUCCCUUAACGGAACAAAAUUAUUUAGCGGCCUGGAAUGCUUUAAAAGCAAGAUAUGAGAAUAAGAAAUUUUUGGUUGAAAUUCAACUAAAAGCUCUUUUUAACAUAGAGCCCGCUACUAAUGAAACUAGCAAUGAUAUUAAUCGAAUAAGGACAACUAUAUGUGAUUGCCUUGCGAUGUUAAUAGGUCAUGGUAUUCGUGUUGAUCAAUGGGAUCCAAUUUUGGUAUAUUUGUGUAGUAGUAAAUUACCAAUACAGACAAUUACUGCCUGGGAGGAAUCUUUAGAAAGUGAUUCCGAAAUGCCAUCCUGGAUUCAGAUGGAUAAUUUCUUAAAAAGUAGACAUCGGGUAGUUGAAAGGAUAGAGAGAGCACGUGAGCAAAUUCAUGUGAAUGAAAGUAGUCAUAAGAGUGAUUCGAAACCGGGAACUAGUAGAAAUAAUACUGGUAAAAAUUCGAUUCAGCGAUCAGGUUCGAAUAAUCAAAACUCCUGUCGAUUAUGCAACGAGAAUCAUAAUCUCAGAAUAUGCAAAAGGUUUUCAGACUUUAAUGUCAGACAACGAAUUGACUAUGUAGAACGGAACAAUAUAUGUAGCAACUGUCUAUCACCAACUCACGUCAGCAAGGAUUGUAAGAGUAUAUUCCGCUGUACGCAAUGUAAAAAUAAACAUCACAGCUUAUUACAUUUGAAUCAAAACGAUAAUAGUGAACAGAUUAGAAGAAGUAAUCAGGGUGGAAAUAGACCGGUAAAUUCGUUUCAUACGGAAUCAACACAACCGAUAAAUGAUAUAACAUCGGGAAAUGUUGAUGUUGAUUUACAGUGCCCUUCGUGCAGUAAUGCAACUCCGACGAAUGUCCAAACUCAUUUGUCGGUUAAUCAUGACGAUAUUUUGCUACCAACUGCUUUGGUGCAAAUUAAUCAUUUGGGUGAUAAAUUUACGGUUAGAGCACUGAUUGACUCUGCAUCGAAAAGGUCUUUCUUGACUGAACGAAUUCAAAAUAGGUUGAAUUUGAAAACAGAAUCUGCAAAUUUCGAGAUAUGUGGAUUAGGAGGUACAAUAGUUGCUAAUUCGAAGAAACUUUGUAACAUAACAUUAUGUGCAGAGAAACAUAAUUUUAAGCUUGAUACUCAAGCUGUGAUUGUUUCAAACUUAACGAGUUUGAUGCCAUCAGCCUCAAUUUCUAAUCCUAAUCUCACCGAGAUUAGUGACUUAAAAUUGGCGGAUCCAACAUUUUAUGUUUCUUCUCAUAUUGACUUGUUAUUGGGAAGCGACGUCAUACCAUAUAUUUUGCUUGAGGGAAUUCGAAAAAAUAUUUUGGGAAAUAUGAUUGCACAGAACUCAGUUUAUGGUUGGUUUAUUUAUGGCCCAUUCAAGAUAAACUCGCUUUCACUCGUUGCGGUCGAUGUAAGUGAAAAGGCAAAAGAGGAAAUCGAUAUAGGUAUUCAGCUUAGGAAAUUUUGGGAAACAGAAGAGAUUUCCAAUAAUUCUGUCUUAUCCGAAGAAGACAAAAUUUGUGAGAAACUUUUUGAGAAAACCACUUUUCGACGAGAAGAUGGGCGAUAUGUGGUAAAAUUACCAUUCAGGCAAGAGUUUCCUAAAUCAAUAUUUUUGGCUUCAUCUCGCUAUCAAGCAAGGAAGCAAUAUAUUCAUAUGGAAAUGAAUUUGGAAAAAAAAUCCUACCUUAAUAUUUAUAAUGACAUUUUGAGGGAAUAUAUUGAUUUGGGUCAUAUGCAAAAAUGUAAUUCUGCCGAAAUAAAUGAAAAUGGUAAAUAUUUCUCGUACUAUUUGCCUCAUCAUGCAGUUUUCCGACCUGAGAGUGCUUCAACGAAAGUCCGAGUAGUUUUUAAUGGAUCACGUAAAACACAAAGUUCAUAUUCAUUAAAUGAUAUUUUAUAUAGUGGGCCAACUCUUCAGUCAGAUCUUAUGACUAUAAUUUUGAAUUGGCGGAAGUAUAAGUUUGUUUUCAAUGGUGAUAUUGAAAAAAUGUAUCGUCAAAUAAUGAUUAAUGAUUCGGAUAAACCCUAUCAGAGAAUAUUGUUCCGCAAUACCAAUACAGGCAACAUAGAAGAUUAUGAAUUAGCUACGGUAACUUUUGGUAUAAAUUGUGCACCUUUCUUAGCAAUUCGAACACUUCUACAGUUAGCAGAUGACACGGAAACUAAUAAUCCUUUAUCGUCAAGAAUAUUGAGAAAUGAGACAUAUGUAGAUGAUGUGUUAUCAGGGGGACAUACUUUGGAAACAGCAGUAGAGUCUCAGAGACAGUUGUGCACCGCACUUAAUUCUGCUGGCUUCCCAUUGAAGAAAAUAACUGCAAAUCAUCCACUAUUAUUGGAACACAUUCCAAAAGAUAAUCUUUUGAAUGACGAUUUCUUAAAAUUUAAGGAUUCAAGUUCCACAAAGACUCUUGGAAUUCGUUGGAACGCUAUGAGUGAUUCUUUUAGUUACAAAAUGGAGGAAAUUUGUAUAGGAAAUACGGUAACGAAACGCCAAAUCUUAUCUUGCGUGGCGAAAUUUUUUGACCCGGCAGGAUGGCUAACGCCUAUAAUUAUUCAAGCCAAAAUUCUCCUUCAGGAAUUAUGGCAAGAUGGUGUCGAGUGGGACGAGAGUGUUAAGUCACAUAUUUUUAUAAAAUGGAACAUUUUUAUCGAAAAUGCCCAAUAUAUUGAAGAAAUAAAAAUACCACGCUGGGUUAAUUUUCAACCUGAAAACUUUAUUCAGUUGCAUGGUUUUUGUGAUGCCUCAGAGAGAGCAUACUGUGCCGCUCUUUACAUAAGAUCUGAGAAUCCGAACAAUAGAAGCACACAUUUAUUAGUGGCUAAGAGCAAGGUAGCACCGUUACAAAAACUUAGUCUUCCACGUUUGGAAUUGUGUGGCGCUUUACUACUUUCCAAGUUAGUAAGGCAUGUCUUAUUUAAUAACUUGUUCCCAAGUUCAUCCGUUCAUUUGUGGACUGACUCCACCAUUGUUCUUGCAUGGCUUCAGAAACAUCCAUCUUCGUGGAAAACUUUUGUAGCCAAUAGAACUUCUAAAAUUAUUGAAAAUGUUGGGGAUGCCACAUGGAGACACGUAUCCACUUCCGAAAAUCCGGCCGAUCUCGGAACAAGAGGAUGCAAGCCACAGGAGUUAUUGAAUAAUCCAUUAUGGUGGCAUGGACCAAUUUGGCUUCUUAGUUCUCAAGAACAUUGGCCAACUUUUAGCCAACCAUUCCAAGAACCCCCAGAACAAAGGAAAAGAAUAGAAGUUAAUUGCAUAACCGAUUCAGUCCAUUCCUCGCCUUCCAACAAUGCUUCAAAUGCUCAAAAUAUAUUGACUAAUGACAAAUCUCCACCUUCAAGGUGUCAGAUUACGCGAGCAAAAAGAGAAAUUGGUGAUGAAUUCUAUAUAAUCAACAGUUUCACAAGAUAUCACCGAGCACUUCGCGUGAUAGCCUAUGUUUAUCGUUUCUGCAGUUUAGCCUCCAACAAGAGUACAAAUCGAGCUGAACCUUUAACGCAGAACGAGCUCAAUAGAUCUAAGAUCGCAUUAAUUCGAUUAACUCAAAGAGCUUAUUAUGCUGAUAUAAUAUAA